Ipomoea triloba (trilobed morning glory) is the source of this 1158-nucleotide messenger RNA. RefSeq lists its product as uncharacterized. The record is from RefSeq and is a predicted model, not a curated record. NCBI's taxonomy places the organism in Eukaryota, Viridiplantae, Streptophyta, Magnoliopsida, Solanales, Convolvulaceae. The transcript has 2 exons. The coding region runs from base 600 to 1022 and encodes 140 amino acids. Gene Ontology annotation, molecular function: RNA-DNA hybrid ribonuclease activity; nucleic acid binding.
UUAGUGGAAUUGAACUCUUUUCUGUAUUAUUAUUAUUAUUAUUUGAAAACGAACUCUUUUCUUCAUUAGUUCCUUAAAAUUGUAAAAUUUUCAUGUUCCGGUGGUGAGAAAUUUUAUUCUAGAGUUCCAAUUCUUAAAAUACGAGAAAUUAAAAUUUUGAUUCUAGUUUUUUUCCAAACUAAAUAAUUAAAUAUAAAAUUUGCUUUUGUUCCCUCCGGCCUCCGCUAUACCGCUUUAUAAAAUUUGCUUUUGUUCCAUAAUGUCCUCCCUACAAAGGGAGCUCUAGUUCGGCGUGGGGUUGAUCUGGAUAAUGCAUGUCCGUUAUGUUCUCAAGCUUCAGAGUCGCUUCAUCACUUGCUUUUCGUUUGCCCUCAGGUUUCUGCUUUAUGGAUUGAUUUAAUGAGACCUAUGGAUGAUAGUGUGGUGUUUGCGAUGUGGCUGGAUGAUGUGAUUACAGCUGGUCCUAUGGUGAAGGUUCUACGUUGUGUGGCAAACUGUUGGUGUAUAUGGAGGGGAAGAAAUGAUUUGGUUUGGGGUGGCAAGUCAUGGCAGCCUCUACGGAUAAAAAAUGAGGUUAGUCACCUUUUGGAAAGUUGGAAAUGCAUGAUGUCUACUGCUGUUAUGGCGAAUGCUCAGUCCAUGCAGUCGAUUACACGGGUGAUUUUUUUGCUGCAAAAAAUGGUAACUUUCACUGUCACAAUGAUGUUCAUCUAGCUGAAUCAAUGGCGGUGAAGGAGGCCUUGUCGUGGGCUAAAGAUAGAGCGUGGUUGAAAAUCAGGGUCUUGUCAGAUUGUCAGUCAGUGUGCAACCUUAUUAAUGGGUCUUCAUUGGAUCACUCUUACGCUGGCUGUGUGAUUGAUGACUGCAAAGCACUUCAACGACACUUUGAAGUAGUGUCCAUUGGUUUUAUUCCUAGAUCAGUGAACAAGCUUGCCCAUGCUGUUGCUAGGGCUGCUAGUUCUCAACCUGGUCCUAAUGUUUGGUUUUCUUCUAUUCCCAGUUGUAUUUCUCAUUUGGUUUAAUAAAGUUUCGAUGUUCCUUUUCAAAAAAAAAAUAAUGUUGGAUGUGAACAAGUGAAGAACGAUGAGAUUACGAGAGGAAGUAAUUAUUAUGCACUAAUAUGUUAUUCCAAUUCUCAAUCACAGAGUAGUGGAAUGA